Messenger RNA from Hirundo rustica (Barn swallow), 4209 nucleotides. RefSeq names its product heterogeneous nuclear ribonucleoprotein A3 (gene HNRNPA3). The transcript has 13 exons. The coding region runs from base 172 to 1347 and encodes 391 amino acids. The record is from RefSeq and is a predicted model, not a curated record. Gene Ontology annotation, molecular function: RNA binding. NCBI's taxonomy places the organism in Eukaryota, Metazoa, Chordata, Aves, Passeriformes, Hirundinidae.
CCUCGCGCCAGUCGCGGCUGCGCCGGCGUCGCCACCCCCACAGCGGGCGGCGGUUCGUGCGCGGGGCCGGCGGCCGGCGUGAGACCGAGGAGGGCGGGAAGGCGCUGUCGCUGAACACCGGCACGGUUUCCUAGAUCUAAAAGAAAGGACGAGUUAGAGUACCCUUCAAAAAUGGCUGCUAUUAAGGAAGAGAGAGAAGUGGAAGACUACAAGAGGAAAGGAAGACGAUCCUCACAGCAGAAAUACCGUAGACUGAAUAAGGGCCAUGAGCCAAAGGAGCCAGAGCAGUUGAGAAAGCUCUUCAUUGGAGGUCUGAGCUUUGAAACAACAGAUGAUAGCUUGAGAGAGCACUUUGAGAAAUGGGGCACACUCACGGACUGUGUGGUGAUGAGAGACCCACAAACAAAACGUUCCAGAGGCUUUGGUUUUGUGACUUACUCCUGUGUGGAGGAGGUGGAUGCUGCCAUGAGCGCUCGACCACAUAAGGUUGAUGGACGCGUGGUUGAACCAAAGAGAGCAGUUUCAAGGGAGGAUUCUGUAAAGCCUGGGGCUCACCUCACAGUAAAGAAAAUAUUUGUUGGUGGAAUUAAAGAAGAUACAGAAGAAUAUAAUUUAAGGGAGUAUUUUGAAAAAUAUGGCAAGAUUGAAACCAUAGAGGUCAUGGAAGACAGGCAGAGUGGAAAGAAGAGAGGCUUCGCUUUUGUAACUUUCGAUGAUCAUGAUACAGUUGAUAAAAUUGUCGUUCAGAAAUACCAUACUAUAAAUGGACACAACUGUGAAGUGAAAAAAGCGCUCUCAAAACAAGAGAUGCAGACUGCUAGCUCUCAGAGAGUGAAAUAUUUUGUAGGUCGUGGGGGUGGCUCAGGCAACUUCAUGGGCCGUGGAAACUUCGGAGGCGGUGGAGGGAAUUUUGGCCGAGGAGGAAACUUUGGAGGGAGAGGAGGCUAUGGGGGUGGUGGUGGCGGUGGUGGGAGCAGAGGAAGCUUUGGGGGUGGUGACGGAUACAAUGGAUUUGGUGAUGGUGGCAACUAUGGGGGUGGUCCUGGCUAUGGCAGCAGAGGAGGUUAUGGUGGUGGUGGAGGACCAGGCUAUGGAAACCCAGGUGGUGGAUAUGGAGGUGGAGGAGGAGGCUAUGAUGGCUACAAUGAAGGAGGAAAUUUUGGUGGUGGUAAUUAUGGUGGAAGUGGAAACUACAAUGAUUUUGGCAAUUACAGUGGACAACAGCAGUCGAACUAUGGUCCCAUGAAAGGUGGUGGCAGCUUUGGUGGCAGAAGUUCAGGCAGUCCCUAUGGUGGUGGCUAUGGAUCUGGAAGUGGAAGUGGGGGCUAUGGUGGUAGAAGAUUCUAAAAAUGCUACGUGAAAAAGGGUUGAAUGAGAAGCUGCUGCUUGACAAAAUGGGGAAUGUCUUGCACAUCUUCUUCAAAUGAAGGUUUCUGACUGGGUAAGAUUUGUAGUGUAUAGUAAAAUGUGUUUAACCCUUAUUUCCUUCUAGGCUUUCCUUUGACAGUCUUUUAAUAUCAAGGGAAAUCAUAAGUACUAAGCAGCAAAUACUCCAGCAUAUGUCAUCCAGUGUUUCCUGUGCUGGAUGAGGGCUGCUUGCUGGCACAAUGCCUAUUCAAGAAUCUUCUGUUCCUGGCAGAUAAAAAUUUUCUUCGUGUCUGAGAUCAACAAGACAAGUUUAUGUUUUGAAAUAAUGUGUUUUGGUUACUGGGGAGUGUGCGGGGGUGGGGGGAAAUUGUUCUGUGCCUUGUUAUGGAAAGAGGUGUCCCAGAGAAGCCCAGAAAGGCUGUGACACUGAAGUGGUUUUUCAGUUCUCAGCAGUGUGUGACCUGCUGCUGCUGCACCCCUUCUGGGAGGGAGCUUGGUAUGGCUGCAAGCUGGGAUUUCCCUCCUAGGUAGUGGAUCUUGGCUUACUGGGUGAAGUUGUAUUUACCUGUACUAAUCAAAGAGCUCCCUUUCAGAAUCUGGGUGCUUUCAGGCAGGGUAGUUGAGGCUAAUACUGUCGUAUGAUACCAAGCUGAAACCACAAUGCAUUUGUACUGGCAAAUUGAAGGGCAGUAAAAACUCAUGGAAUCUUGAUUUUAUGCAGACUGGAACAAGUAUUAAGUUUUGGAAGAGGUAUUAUUUCCUUUCUGCAUCUUUCAUUGUUACAGGUCCUUUUAUAAAGUACUUCAGCAUCUAUUUAAACUUCCUAAUACUUUCCUGGGCCUGUGCAUUCUUAGGAAGUCAAUUUCUAUUUUAGUGUUGGUUGUACUUCAGUUGCUCUGAAAGUAGUCAAAUGGAACCUGCCCAGUCAGAGGCAGAGGCAUGUUCACAAACUGUUUCAAGUACUUAAACUUUUUACUUGCUGCCUGUAGACUCCUAGAAAGUAAUUCCUGACUUUGUAAUACACAGUUAAAUGUAAUUUGGAAGUAACAUACAGCGAGUUUUGUAAAAUCAGAAGCUAUUUAAUUGAAAAUCUUGUGAUGACUGCAUAUAUUUUUUAAAAACUUUGAGACGAGUUUGUUCUUAGCCAAGCUUGAGCCUAAAUCCGAAACUGCAGACCUAAAAGUGGGAAAGCUGUGCUUUUGCUCUGCUUGGCAGAGCUCCCACAGGGAUUUGUGCAGCAGCAGGUAAUGGGAAACAGCAUUGCUCCGCAGGUGCAGGUGAAUGCUCUUGCACUUGCAGUGGUCUUUGGAUUUUUUUAACAGUAAAAUUUUGAAAAUGUUCUAACAAAAUUAAUUUUUAACAAAAACUUCCUAGUUUGCCUUUGUACUAGGCCUGUGUAUAUAGUGGAGCUCUACUUUUCCUUAACAUGAUUCCAUGUUGCUGCAGACUUGUUCUGUGCUCCAGAUAGGUCUUUUUGCACCACAUACAGAAAUACAUUAUCAGUGUUAGAAUUAUUUUCACAGUUUGAUUUAUAAGACUCUUGUUAAGACUAAUUUGCUUAAAUUCAGUUAUUUAUAGCCAAAUGUGUUCAGAAAUAACUUUGACCAAAAUAAACACAUUCUUAAGGGAGUACUUGGUUAAUUGUAUCUCUGUCCAAGAAGCACUUUAAGGAGUUAAAAGCAUUGUUUCAUGGCCAUGUUUUUGUUUACUGGCUUCUGUUGAAAGUAGCUUUAAAUGGGGAUGGGGAUGUAAAGAUGCAAAGCAUUGGUCCGUAAGCUGCAGUUGUACAGAAAUUUACUUGAUAACAAAAAUUAUACUUCCAGGUUAUAGAGAAGGGGGGCUCCCCAAAAGCAGCCCAGAUUGAUGGAGGUAACUAUGCUAUUACAGAAAACUGAAAUUAAACACAGCUUCUAACUUUGAUAUCCUUUCAAUACUUAUGGUUCCUAAUCUUCAAGCAUUGAUUGUGUGAUGUACUGACUGUGCUGUCUUUGGUUCCUGUGCUUAAGACGUUACCGUGUUUUCAUGUAGUGUGUGCACUAAGGUGGGAUAUUCAGAAAUCAGUGUGUGGUCUCUGACAAAUGUGUGUAUCUGGAAUUGUGUGGAACGUGUAACAUCUUCAGUAUCACUGAAAUUCCACGUAUCUGAUGGAUGAUUCUUCUUUUGCUGUGGGUGCUACAGGUUGAUAUCUCUCUCUAUUAGCUUUUUCCUGAACUAAAGUAAUCCAAGUAUCUCCAUAGAAGACAAAAUGGCCUUCAUGUAGAAGACAGUAUCGCAAGAUUGGAAACAGAAUAAAAUUGUGUAACUGGCAAAGACUUCAAGAGCAAUGGUGCUAGUGUGCUGACAUCUUGAAACUUGUGGUUAAACAAGUUAAAAUAGCAUGGAAAUUUAAAAUUUCAGUAUAGUCCAUAAUGGAUUGAAAUUUGUUAAAAUAUUUCAAUUUUGUAUCAGAAUAAAGUGUAUAUUGUCAAAUGACUUACAAUCUAAAAUGCGUUGGCAUCACCUUUUUUAGUGCUGUGAAGAAUACAGAGUGGUCCAGAAUUAUUGCAACACACUUUCUUACAGGAUCAUCUUUCCAAGUUGUGACUGCAGCCAAACCCCCUCGGUUCAGGCCAGCUUUUCAGCUUUAUUCUUAAUAGUUUUAAAUCCACGUGGCAGCUUGUCUGUGAGAUCAGCAUUGUGAUGCUUUCAGUUUGGCAGUGUCACUAGUUACUCAGGUUUGGGAACAUACUCUGUACCUCAAUAAUAAUAAAAUGAAGUAGUUUGCAAUCUGAUGUUUUUAUAUGUAUGAGUAAUGUGGAUUUUUUUCCUUAAUGUGUUGGGGGGUUUGAUGUGAGAGCAGCA